Messenger RNA from Homo sapiens (human), 6849 nucleotides. It is a transcript of the gene MIB2, whose product is annotated as MIB E3 ubiquitin protein ligase 2. Gene Ontology annotation, cellular component: endosome; plasma membrane; cytoplasm. The transcript is spliced from 20 exons. NCBI's taxonomy places the organism in Eukaryota, Metazoa, Chordata, Mammalia, Primates, Hominidae. Gene Ontology annotation, biological process: protein ubiquitination. The record is from RefSeq and is a predicted model, not a curated record. The coding region runs from base 3721 to 6774 and encodes 1017 amino acids. Gene Ontology annotation, molecular function: zinc ion binding; ubiquitin-protein transferase activity; metal ion binding.
UGCAGUGAGCUGAGAUUGCGCCACUGCGCUCCAGCCUGGGCGACAGAGCGAGAUUACGUCUCAAAAAAACCAAAACUGCUGGCCCCUCCAGAGGGUCCAGGAUACUGAGCUCCUGAGCCUGGGAUCCACGCGCAUGUGGUCUGUCUGCACACUGGCACCGCAGAAGGGUUGGCAGGCGGGCAGGCAUGGCUGGAGACCCCGCUCAGAUGAGGCGGCCACUCCAGGGCAGUGCCAUGCUGGACAGAAGGGACUGCCUUGGAAGUGGGACAGACCCCAGACCCUUGGGGUGGGGGCCCUGCAGGGGAGGCCUUGAGGAGGCGCCGGGUCUACAGGCCCCUGUGUGCUCACAUCCCAGCCCCCGGGGAGAGGUGGGAGUGGGUGGGCGCACCCAGCUCCCCUGUCCAGGCUCGUCCCCCUUGUUGGGGCAGCCCUCAGCAAGUGGGGGGCUGGUUCCAGGCACAAGAAGUGAGGCCAGGGAGGAAGCCCUGCCUGUGUUCAGCCCAGUUGUGCCCCAACUCAGGUGGGCUUCCAUGAGGGACAGCCUCUGGGAGGGUGGGGGUUUGUGGGCCAGGGCUGGAGAGCUGCCUGGCUGUGCUAAAAAUACCGGGCAUGCUGCAGACAGGUGCCAGUCUGGGGCACAGGCUACCCUGUCUCAGGCUGAUGGCCUUGGCACUCCACCCCACUGCCCCUGUGACGCGGGGGCCGCCAAGGCUUGGUCUUGAUUCCCAGAGGCCCUGCUGGUGACCUCCCCGACAUCUCUGCCCUCUGCCCAUCCCCCCAAGGGCAAGAUUUGCCAAAGCACAGGACACAUUGGCUCACACAUGGGGCACCCUGCCCCUGUCUUUUUGGAAAGGUCCAAUGGCAUAUGGCCAGCGGGUCGGGCAGGUGUGGCCGCUGGCCUGGGCUAAGCUGGCUGUGGCUGAGAGUCUGGGCGCAGAGACAGAAGGCGCCCCCUGCUGCAGAAGGAUCACAGUGUGGGCUCAUGGCAUUGGCUUUUUUGCGGUCCCAAGUCCUUCAUCUCCAUUGCCGGGCCCAUCUCGGGGGUCGGCAGAUGCGUGUCCCCUACUAGCAAAGACCUCCAGUCGGUUCUGCGGCUGCCUGUGAUGAGCCCUGCUCUGGCUAAGUGGAGGUGUUUGGCAGGGAGGAGUCCCCGGCUUAGUGUGAUUCCAGCUGUGGCCGAUUCUGGUGGGAUCCUGGCAAGGAGGAGGUUGCGUGUGGAUCUGGUGGAGGUGGACGGCCUGGCAGGGGGUGGGGUCUGCAACCCUAAGGAGCAGUGCCCCUCUCACUUGUCCCCCCGCCAGCAGACUGCUGCGUCGGCCUCCCCGGCCUGUGCCAUUCUGUGGCGAAGGUCCCUGUGUAGAGGAGGCUGGAGUGGGGGAGCUCAGCCCAGGCCAUGCCUCACCCUUCUUGGGUGCUCCAUGGGCAAAAGCUGAGGUCAGUUUGUGGAUCCUGGGAGCAGGAACCCUGCAGAGCCUGCCCCCCAGCUGGUGGCAGAGCAGGCAGUGGGGAGCUGCUGGGGCAGGAGGGAGUGACCUCCCUCCAAGACAGCCCCCAGUGGGGAUGGGAGGGUCUGCAGAGAUCUGGAGAGUCAAGUGUCAUGACCCAGGUGGGGCCAUGGAGCUGGGCUGGCCGGUGGAACUGUGUCCACCUGGACAUGCUCUGGGUGAGGCGCAGUCAGCGCUGGGAUGGCUAGAAGCGGCCUGUGCUGGGCGGGUCCUCGGGACACAGGGGCUGCCGCUGUCACAGAAGCCUGGCACAGAUUCUCUCUGGUUCUUAUGUUUCAUUCAUGCAGCCAUUCAGUCAAAGCUGAAGCUGGUGGGGUCCUGGCCAAACAGGACGCAGCAGUGCACCACCUGGGGGCUGCCCUCAGAGGCCCCGCGAGGGGAAUAGUGCCACAGGGGCCCAUGGGGAGGGCCUGUGGGUCACCCUGGGUGGUGGGUGGGCUCCUGGCUCCGCGGGGCCUCCGAGGGCAAGGUGGGGUUUCUCUGGCUGCCGGCUGUGGAAGCCGCUCAUGCGGAGGCCCAGCCGGGAGGCUGCAGGAGGCCGUGGGGAGGGCAGAGCCAGCUGCCUUCCCUGAUGGCUGUGGAGCUGCCCACGGGACCCCUCUCCUUGUCUGGGGCUCACUGGUGCCACAGGAAAAGGAAGCCCCGGUGCUGGAGCCUGCCCUGGCCCAGGCCUUGGUGCACAUCUCGGCAGCGUCACCCGACAGGUGAGGGAGGCAGCGUCACCCGACAGGUGAGGCCUCUGGACAGAUGAGGCCAUGUGGGGUUUCCCUGAAGAAGCAGAGCCCGGCUGCUGGGUGGGGGCUCCUCUUAGUCACUGACAGGGAGAGCUGUGCUUGUAAAACAUCCACCCAUUCCUGUGGAAGCUCUCGCGGUCCUGGGCAGGGUGAGGAGGGAGCAUUGGAGAGGCCAAGCUGGCCAGGAAGUUUGUGCCCCUGAGAAUUAGAGGGAGUCCUGUGCUCCAACUCGCAGCCGGGGCACGGAUCGGGGGCACGGAUCGGGAGCCCAGCCCUGCAGGCAGAGCCUCUGCACUGGACUCAGUCUCCGGAGUGGGGCUGGGCUCCUCACCGGGCCUUGCUCGGGGGACAACCUGUGGGGCUCAGGCCCCUGAGUCAGAGCAGGAGUCGGGGGCUUUGCUGUGGCCCCUCCUCACUGCUCACCUGCAGCCUCUCCCGGGCCAGGGUGUCUCCUGAACUGGCCUGAGAUGCAAAGCACUGGGUUGCAGUGCUGCCCAGGUGGAGGGCUGGCCUGUGAGGCCCAGGCUGGCCUGUGUCCUGGAGUUGGCAGGGCCCCCUCCCAUCCUCAGCCACAUCCACCCAGUCUCAGGGGUCCCUCCAGCCUCCUGGGACUGCCGUGUCCCCCACCUCUGCUUCAGGCAGUGUUCCUGGGCUGCCUCCUUCCCUGGCCAUGGGGUCCUAGUGGUUUAAUGAAAAUUGAGUGGUGGCCCUCCCCUCCCCGCCAGGCUGGAGUGUAGUGGUGCGAUCACAGCCAGCUGUAGCCUCCACCUUCUGAUUUUCCCUCUUAAUGUUCACAUCCAUUCUUCUUGUUAACGAGACUGUGCUGAAGCCCAGCAUGGUGGAGAGAGGCAGCCCACGGUGACUCACGUCUGCAGAGUGAGCUCUCGGGGGUCAGCGCCCAGACUGGGGAUUAGCAGUCCUGGGCCUCGAGCCCUGUGGCUGACUCCAUCCCUGCCUCCGGCAGCCUGGAUUUGCACCUUUGUAUAAACGGAGCCGCCUGGCAUGGCGUUUGCACUUGGCUACUUCCCUCCAUCUGCUGGUGAGCUCUGGCUUGUGCUCUGUGUGGCGAGUGGGUCCCUGCUUGGUUGGGACUCAGCCCCGCUUCAGGACCCCGUGGCCACUGAGGACCCAGGAACCUGCCUCUGCUCGAGUAUCCGGCCUCUGUCGUGAGUGCCUUGCGUGGCCAGGGCCACUUUUCCAGAGAAGGCUCUGUGGUGCUGUGUGGCCUCGCUGCACUGUCCCUGACGUGCAGGGCCCAAAGCUGGUGUCCCCCAGGAGCAGUGUCUGGGGACAGAUGCCUCCUGGUCCCGCUGGCCGAUGCCUGCUGGUCUUGUACGGCGCCUGCAUCGUGUUUGCCGUUUUUCUGUUGGGUUGUCUGACGUUUUCGUGUGGAUCAUAGGAGUUCCUCGCCCUGUGUGGACACGAGUCCUCUGAGGGACGCGUGUCACGGUGUCUGCUCACUUGCCACUGCCCGUCCAACCAUGUCCCGAGCAGCCCCGCCCAACAUGGACCCAGACCCCCAGGCGGGCGUGCAGGUGGGCAUGCGGGUGGUGCGCGGCGUGGACUGGAAGUGGGGCCAGCAGGACGGCGGCGAGGGCGGCGUGGGCACGGUGGUGGAGCUUGGCCGCCACGGCAGCCCCUCGACACCCGACCGCACAGUGGUCGUGCAGUGGGACCAGGGCACGCGCACCAACUACCGCGCCGGCUACCAGGGCGCGCACGACCUGCUGCUGUACGACAACGCCCAGAUCGGCGUCCGGCACCCCAACAUCAUCUGUGACUGCUGCAAGAAGCACGGGCUGCGGGGGAUGCGCUGGAAGUGCCGUGUGUGCCUGGACUACGACCUCUGCACGCAGUGCUACAUGCACAACAAGCAUGAGCUCGCCCACGCCUUCGACCGCUACGAGACCGCUCACUCGCGCCCUGUCACACUGAGUCCCCGCCAGGGCCUCCCGAGGAUCCCACUAAGGGGCAUCUUCCAGGGAGCGAAGGUGGUGCGAGGCCCCGACUGGGAGUGGGGCUCACAGGAUGGAGGGGAAGGGAAACCGGGCCGUGUGGUGGACAUCCGUGGCUGGGAUGUGGAGACAGGCCGGAGUGUGGCCAGCGUGACGUGGGCUGAUGGUACCACCAAUGUGUACCGUGUGGGCCACAAGGGCAAGGUGGACCUCAAGUGUGUGGGCGAGGCAGCGGGCGGCUUCUACUACAAGGACCACCUCCCAAGGCUCGGCAAGCCGGCGGAGCUGCAGCGCAGGGUGAGUGCUGACAGCCAGCCCUUCCAGCACGGGGACAAGGUCAAGUGUCUGCUGGACACUGAUGUCCUGCGGGAGAUGCAGGAAGGCCACGGCGGCUGGAACCCCAGGAUGGCGGAGUUUAUCGGACAGACGGGCACCGUGCAUCGUAUCACGGACCGCGGGGACGUGCGCGUGCAGUUCAACCACGAGACGCGCUGGACCUUCCACCCCGGGGCGCUCACCAAGGACACCAGGAAGGCAGGACAGCUUCGUGGGCGGGAGGGAGGCGGCUGGGCUAAGAUGCUCCUGCACCACUCCUUCUGGGUGGGCGACGUGGUCCGGGUCAUCGGCGACCUUGACACAGUGAAGCGGCUGCAGGCUGGGCAUGGCGAGUGGACGGACGACAUGGCCCCUGCCCUGGGCCGCGUCGGGAAGGUGGUGAAAGUGUUUGGAGACGGGAACCUGCGUGUAGCAGUCGCUGGUCAGCGGUGGACCUUCAGCCCCUCCUGCCUGGUGGCCUACCGGCCCGAGGAGGAUGCCAACCUGGACGUGGCCGAGCGCGCCCGGGAGAACAAAAGCUCACUGAGCGUGGCCCUGGACAAGCUUCGGGCCCAGAAGAGUGACCCAGAGCACCCGGGAAGGCUGGUGGUGGAGGUGGCGCUGGGUAACGCAGCCCGGGCUCUGGACCUGCUGCGGAGGCGCCCAGAGCAGGUGGACACCAAGAACCAAGGCAGGACCGCUCUGCAAGUGGCUGCCUACCUGGGCCAGGUGGAGUUGAUACGGCUGCUGCUACAAGCCAGGGCGGGCGUGGACCUGCCGGACGACGAGGGCAACACGGCACUGCACUACGCGGCCCUGGGGAACCAGCCCGAGGCCACCAGGGUGCUCCUGAGUGCUGGGUGCCGGGCGGACGCCAUCAACAGCACCCAGAGCACAGCACUGCACGUGGCCGUGCAGAGGGGCUUCCUGGAGGUGGUGCGGGCCCUGUGUGAGCGCGGCUGUGACGUCAACCUGCCCGACGCCCACUCGGACACGCCCCUGCACUCCGCCAUCUCGGCGGGCACUGGAGCCAGCGGCAUUGUCGAGGUCCUCACGGAGGUGCCAAACAUCGAUGUUACCGCCACCAACAGCCAGGGUUUCACCCUGCUGCACCAUGCCUCCCUCAAGGGUCACGCGCUAGCUGUGAGAAAGAUUCUGGCUCGGGCGCGGCAGCUGGUGGACGCCAAGAAGGAGGACGGCUUCACGGCGCUGCAUCUGGCUGCCCUCAACAACCACCGCGAGGUGGCCCAGAUCCUCAUCCGGGAGGGCCGCUGUGACGUGAACGUGCGCAACCGGAAGCUGCAGUCCCCGCUGCAUCUCGCCGUGCAACAGGCCCACGUGGGGCUGGUGCCGCUACUGGUGGACGCUGGGUGCAGUGUCAACGCCGAGGACGAGGAGGGGGACACAGCCCUGCACGUGGCGCUGCAGCGUCAUCAGCUGCUGCCCCUGGUGGCUGAUGGGGCCGGGGGGGACCCAGGGCCCUUGCAGCUGCUGUCCAGGACAUGGGGCGCCGGCUGCUGGGGCUGCCAGGUGCCAGGAGACGCCUCCCUCGGGCCUGCCCCGGCGCCCGCCCUCACCGGCGUCUGUCCUGCCGCCCAGCUACAGGCCUCGGGCCUCCCCGGCAGCGCGGAGCUGACGGUGGGCGCGGCGGUCGCCUGCUUCCUGGCGCUGGAGGGCGCCGACGUGAGCUACACCAACCACCGCGGUCGGAGCCCGCUGGACCUGGCCGCCGAGGGUCGCGUGCUCAAGGCCCUUCAGGGCUGCGCCCAGCGCUUCCGGGAGCGGCAGGCGGGCGGGGGCGCGGCCCCGGGCCCCAGGCAAACGCUCGGGACCCCCAACACCGUGACGAACCUGCACGUGGGCGCCGCGCCGGGGCCCGAGGCCGCUGAGUGCCUGGUGUGCUCCGAGCUGGCGCUGCUGGUGCUGUUCUCGCCGUGCCAGCACCGCACCGUGUGUGAGGAGUGCGCGCGCAGGAUGAAGAAGUGCAUCAGGUGCCAGGUGGUCGUCAGCAAGAAACUGCGCCCAGACGGCUCUGAGGUGGCGAGCGCCGCCCCCGCCCCCGGCCCGCCGCGCCAGCUGGUGGAGGAGCUGCAGAGCCGCUACCGGCAGAUGGAGGAACGCAUCACCUGCCCCAUCUGCAUCGACAGCCACAUCCGCCUCGUGUUCCAGUGCGGCCACGGCGCAUGCGCCCCCUGCGGCUCCGCGCUCAGCGCCUGCCCCAUCUGCCGCCAGCCCAUCCGCGACCGCAUCCAGAUCUUCGUGUGAGCCGCGCCGUCCGCCGCGCCCGAGCUGCCUUCGCGUGCCCCCGCCCUGUGUUUUAUAAAAAGAAAGAUUCUCGGA